This is a messenger RNA of Euleptes europaea (tarantolino), 469 nucleotides long. It is a transcript of the gene UBA52, whose product is annotated as ubiquitin A-52 residue ribosomal protein fusion product 1. Gene Ontology annotation, cellular component: ribosome; cytoplasm; nucleus. Gene Ontology annotation, biological process: protein ubiquitination; modification-dependent protein catabolic process; translation. The transcript is spliced from 5 exons. The record is from RefSeq and is a predicted model, not a curated record. NCBI's taxonomy places the organism in Eukaryota, Metazoa, Chordata, Lepidosauria, Squamata, Sphaerodactylidae. Bases 69 to 455 code for a protein of 128 amino acids. Gene Ontology annotation, molecular function: structural constituent of ribosome; ubiquitin protein ligase binding; protein tag activity.
CGCUCUCUUUCCGUUCGGCCAGGGGAGGCUCAGAGGGAGCGCGUGGCGGGUGAAACUCGGCUGCCACCAUGCAGAUUUUUGUGAAAACCCUGACUGGGAAAACGAUCACCCUUGAGGUGGAACCCAGUGACACGAUUGAGAAUGUAAAAGCAAAAAUUCAGGAUAAGGAAGGUAUCCCUCCCGACCAACAACGUCUCAUCUUUGCAGGGAAGCAGCUGGAAGAUGGGCGCACGCUGUCUGACUACAACAUCCAGAAAGAAUCCACCCUUCACUUGGUUCUGCGCCUCCGCGGAGGAAUCAUUGAGCCUUCCCUUCGCCAGCUCGCCCAGAAGUAUAACUGUGACAAGAUGAUCUGUCGCAAAUGCUACGCCCGCCUGCACCCCCGGGCCGUGAACUGCCGCAAGAAGAAGUGCGGCCACACCAACAACCUGCGCCCAAAGAAGAAGGUCAAGUAAAGAGCAGGAGAGUC